Molecule: messenger RNA, 1698 nt
Organism: Scutellospora calospora
Lineage: Eukaryota; Fungi; Glomeromycota; Glomeromycetes; Diversisporales; Gigasporaceae
Source: the annotation of a GenBank genome assembly
AUGACGGACGCAGAGUUUGAAAUAGAAUGUGAAGAAGAGUCUAGUACUCAGGGAACAGUUUUUGCAGAGGACAUUACUAUAGAGCAACAGAGCAAUGAACCAAUUUUGACCAAAAAAGAGUACCUUUACGCAUUUGCUUGUGAAGUGUAUUCAGUUGUAGCAUUAUCAAGCUUCAUACCAUUGAUAUUGGAACAAUUCGCAUCCGAACGAGGGGUUCUCAACAUUAAUCAUGAGGUCGCUUGCAAAAACUCUACAGAGCUCAAGACUUUUGAAGAAGUACGCUGUGUAGUCAACAUUUUCGGAUUAUGGGUUGAUACAGCCUCAUUUAGUUUAUACACUUUUUCAUUUAGCGUAAUUCUACAAGCAAUUACUGCGAUAUCGAUCGGAGCAACGGCUGACCACGGUGCAAUGCGCAAAACUUUAUUAAUAAGUUUUGCUUUGGUUGGAAGUUUGUCUGCAGUGUUAUUCUUGCUAUUCACUCCUCCCAUGUUUUUACUUGUCGCAGUAAUUUCAAUUAUAGGAAAUGUCUGUUUUGGCGCGUCUUUUGUUUGCUUCAAUGGUUUUUUGCCAGUUUUGGCAAGAAAUCAUCAAGAUGUAAGAAAAAUAUCUGAUGAGAUAAAAUUACAUAUCGCUGAAAAUAAAAAGCUUUCGAACGAUCAACAGAUUUCAUAUUCUGAUGAUGAUAAUAUAGAUGAUCAAUCAAAUAUCGGACUUUUACAUAUUAACAAUAAUGCUGAUAUUAUAUUACAUAAUCUUGCGAAUGACCUGGAAAAAACGAAAGAAAAUAUUUCAACACACAUAUCUGCUCGUGGUUUUGCUUCUGGUUAUUUUGGUGGCAUAAUUCUUUUAUGUAUUUGUUUUAUAAUUUCUUUUAGUUUACAUUCUUCUGUCUUUAGUUUUCAAAUCGGUGUGUUUUUGUCUGGAACAUGGUGGUUUUUACUCACUUUACUUGUUGCUAAGUGGCUGCAACCAAGACCCGGUCCUCCCUUAUUUAUGGGUGAAGGAAAAAAAAUAAAAUGCUUCGAUUAUGUUGUAUAUGCAUGGAAAAGAUUGUGGAUAACUAUUUUGCAAGCAAGAAAAUUGGAAAUGACUUUUAAAUUCUUGAUCGCUUGGUUUUUCAUAUCAGAUGGAUAUACCACAAUAUCUUCAGUAGCGUUGUUAUUUGCUAAAACAACUUUACAAAUGCCGGCCACGGGUCUAAUUGCCAUUUCCUUAAUAGUUCCAACAUCAGCUUUACUUGGAACGAUCAUGGUGCCAAAAUUUCAAUCAUACUUUAGACUAAAAACAAAGCAAACCGUUAUAUUGUUAAAUAUUUUAUUAUUAUGUAUUCCUAUUUAUGGUUGUUUGGGUUUUAUUUUACCAUUUGGUGGCCUGAAAUCUGGCACAGAGCUUUAUUAUUUGGCUGUCUGGUUUGGAAUAAUUAUUGGUUCUAUUCAAAGUUAUUGCAGAACUUUGUUUAGUGAAUUAGUUCCUCAUGGUAGAGAAACGGAAUUUUUUGCUUUGUAUGCAGUUACUGAUAAAGGUUCAAGUUGGUUGGGGCCUACUUUAGUUGCAAUCAUUACCGACAUUACGCAUGAAAUUCGGUAUGGAUUUAUGUUAUUAUUUUUCCUUGUAUUAUUUCCUAUACCUAUUCUUUUGUCUUUGAAUGUUGCUAAAGGAAAAGAGGACGCCGAAAAGGCUUCCAAUAAACAUGUCAUC